Triticum turgidum subsp. durum (durum wheat) is the source of this 1083-nucleotide messenger RNA. The record is from the annotation of a GenBank genome assembly. NCBI's taxonomy places the organism in Eukaryota, Viridiplantae, Streptophyta, Magnoliopsida, Poales, Poaceae.
AUGGUGCCGGACUACGUGCUCGCGGGCGUCCUCCGCCUCCUCGCACCACGCGGCCUUGCCGCUUCCCGCUGCGUCUGCAAGGCAUGGCGCCGCGUCAUCGACGACCGCAGACUGCUGCGGUCGGACCUCCUCCCGCGCUCGCUUGGUGGCAUCUUCCUCAACUACCUGGACCUAUGGUUCACGCAGUUGCUCUCCCGCCCCACGACGGGCACCGCAAUCUCUGGCCGGCUGGACUACACGGUGCCCGGCGAGCCUGACCUCAUGCCCCCCAUCCACGUCCGAGAUCACUGCAAUGGCCUUCUCUUGCUCCACCACUGCGUGGUCAACCCUGCCACACAGCAGUGGGCGCCCCUGCCACCUGCCCCGGACCUGCCACAACCCCCACCUCCGGGCAUGAUCUCCUUUGCGCGCGAGCACCUCGUGUUUGACCCCACUCUGUCGCCCAACUAUUUUGAAGUGCUCAUAGUGCCCGAUGUCCCUUCCAAGAACAACGACGACUGUGAGGACGAAGCUGAAUGGCCGCCAUCCACAUUGAUCCUACAAUAUCACUGUCAAACAGGGUUCCAUCUUCAGGUUUGGUUCCUAAACGACCCAUGUCUUCAUGGUCAGACAGAGUGGGUGUUGAAGCAUGACAGAGAUAUCUUCUCCAUCCUUCCAAAUCUGAACUACGACAAACAACGUGACGGACCUUGGAUCUUACAAGAAUUUCGCUAUUGGGCAAAUAAAGAUGCUGCUGAUGAUUCUCCCAUUGUGUACAACAGCGAAGCAACAGUGGAACAGAAAUUUGUGUGGGAUUGUGACAAUGAUAAUGUUCUCAAACCUGGUGGUAGGAUCAACGAUUGUUGUAUCAUUUUCCUUGGAUUUCAUCCUUACAAAGAGGUUGUCUUCUUGAGUGAUAAAUUCGACAGAGUGCUUGCCUAUAACUGGAGUAGCUCAAAGCUUCAAGAUUUGGGCAAGGUUUUCUCGAAAUUCUAUACUGACCCAGAAUCCGAUUUCUACCAUCGAUAUGUACAAGAGUCUUUCCCAUACACCCCCUGCUGGUUGGGAGAACUCCCUGAAAAAGUAAAUUUAGAAGCUCACUAG